AUGGCCGCCUCCACCAUGUCUGUCUGCUCUGACGCCUGUACCAACUCCUCCUGGCAGGUGGACGACUGCCCAGAGAGCUGCUGUGAGCCCAGCUGCUGUGCCCCCAGCUGCUGCCAGUCCAGCUGCUGUGCCCCCAGCUGCUGCCAGUCCAGCUGCUGUGUGCCUAGCUGCUGCCAGCCCAGCUGCUGCCAGCCCAGCUGCUGCACUCCAGCCUCCUGCCUGACCCUCAUCUGUACCCCAGUGAGCUGUGUGUCCAGCCCCUGCUGCCAAUCUGUCUGCUGCACACCCUCAUGCUGCCAGCCAGCAUGCUGUACCUGCUCCCCCUGUUGUGUGACCCUUUGCUGCAAGCCCGUCUGCUGCACACCCAUCUGCUCUGGAUCCUCCCCAUGCUGCCAGCAGUCUAGCUGCCAGCCCUCAUGCUGUCAAUCCUCCUGCUGUGUGCCUGUCUGCUGCAAACCUGUCUGCUGCACACCCAUCUGCUCUGGAUCCCCAUGCUGCCAGCAGUCUAGCUGCCAGCCCUCAUGCUGUCAAUCCUCCUGCUGUAUGCCAGUCUGUUGCAAGCCUGUCUGCUGCAAGCCCUGCUCCAGUGUGUCCCUGCUCUGCCGCCCUGUGUGCAGACCCGCCUGCUGUGUGCCCACCUCCUCCUGCUGUGCCUCUUCCUGCCAGCCCAGCUGCUGCAAGCCCUGCUCCAGCAUGUCCCUGCUCUGCCGCCCUGCCUGCUCCCGCCAGGCCUGCUGUGGUCUCUGCUCUGGCCAGAAGUCCAGCUGCUGA
Messenger RNA from Onychomys torridus (southern grasshopper mouse), 771 nucleotides. Its product is annotated as keratin-associated protein 10-11-like. Lineage: Eukaryota; Metazoa; Chordata; Mammalia; Rodentia; Cricetidae. Gene Ontology annotation, cellular component: keratin filament. The record is from RefSeq and is a predicted model, not a curated record. The transcript has a single exon. Bases 1 to 771 code for a protein of 256 amino acids.